AUGGGGAACCUGUGUUGCUGCAUUCAAGGUGACUCGAGGAAGCCUUCCAAAAAGCGUGUGAAAAGGGAGCCCUACUCUACUACCAAGGUGACUUCGGGGAGCACAUUCAAUGAGAAUACAAGAAGAUAUGCUGUGCACACCAACCAGUGUCGGAGACCUCAUGGCUCCCCGGUAAAGAAGAAGAUGUACCCACAAGAAGAUGACCUCCAUCAUACAAUCUUCAGCAACCUUGAAAGAUUGGACAAGCUUCAGCCCACUCUUGAAGCCUCUGAGGAGUCUCUAGUUCACAAGGACAGAGGAGAUGGAGAAAGGCCAGUCAAUGCGAGGGUGGCCCCUCUGAGGCGUGAAUAUAGUAAGUAUUCUGGAAUCACUUGCCAAGAAAACAAUCUGGAUGCCAAGAAACGUGUGGCAUCCUUGCCUGGUUUCAAUGUGAAGAGCCACCCUGAUCCUGGGAUUGUGAUAGGAAUAACUCCCCAUGGGGACACCGUCCACGACAUCACGAACGAGGAGGCCGUCCACGACACUGCCAAUAAGGACACCUUCCAUGGCACCGCCGACGAGGUCGCCAUCCACGGCACCACCGACGAGGACACCGUCCACGGCACCGCCGACGAGGAUGCCGUCCAGGGCAUCGCCAACGAGGACGCCAUCCACGGCAUCGCUGACUGGGACGCCAUCCAGGGAUUCACUGACUGGGACGCCGUCCAGGGCCUCGCUGACUGGGACGACGUCCAGGGCCUCGCUGACUGGGACGCCAUCAAGGGCAUCACUGAUGGGGACGCUGCCCAGGGCAUCGCUGAAGGGGACGUCGUCCAUGGCAUCGCUGACGGUGUCACUGUCCAGGGCAUCGCUGACGAGGACGCCGCCCAGGGCAUCGCUGACAAGGACGCCAUCCACGGCAUUGCCGACGGGGACGCCGUCCAGGGCAUUGCUCUCGAUGACGCCGUCCACGGCAUCGCUAACGAGGAUGCCGCCCAGGGCAUCGCCAACUGGGAUGCUGUCCAGGACAUCGCUAAUGAAGAUGGAUUCCACAGCAUCGAUAACAAGGAUGCCGUCCAGGGCAUCGAUAACGAGGACGCCAUCCAGGGCAUCGCCAACGAGGACGCCGUCCAGGGCAUCGCCACCUGGGAUGCCGUCCAGGGCAUCGCCAACUGGGACGCCGUCCACGGCUUCGCCGACGAGGUCGCCUUCCACGGCAUCGCCGACGGGGACGCCGCCCAGGGCAUCGCCGACGGGGGCAUCGCCGACGGGGACGCCAUCCACGGCAUCGCCGACGGGGUCGCUGCCCAGCGCAUCGCCGACUGGGAAGACGCCCAGGGCAUCGCCGACUGGGAUGCCGCCCAGGGCAUCGCCUAUGGGGAUGCCGCCCAGGGCAUCGCCAACGGGGACGCCACCAAGGGCAUGGGCAACGAGGUUGCCGUCCAUGGCAUCGCUAACGAGGAUGCCGUCCACGGCAUCGCUAACGAGGAUGCCGUCCACGGCAUCGCUAAUGAGGACGCCCUCCACGGCGUCGCUAACGAGAAAAUCAAAUGUUAA
Molecule: messenger RNA, 1536 nt
Organism: Gorilla gorilla gorilla (western lowland gorilla)
Lineage: Eukaryota; Metazoa; Chordata; Mammalia; Primates; Hominidae
Product: bifunctional hemolysin/adenylate cyclase-like
Exons: 10
Coding region: 1-1536 (511 amino acids)
Source: RefSeq, a predicted model, not a curated record